Molecule: messenger RNA, 1560 nt
Organism: Centruroides sculpturatus (bark scorpion)
Lineage: Eukaryota; Metazoa; Arthropoda; Arachnida; Scorpiones; Buthidae
Product: GPI mannosyltransferase 1-like
Exons: 3
Coding region: 209-1423 (404 amino acids)
Biological process (GO): GPI anchor biosynthetic process
Cellular component (GO): glycosylphosphatidylinositol-mannosyltransferase I complex; membrane
Molecular function (GO): alpha-1,4-mannosyltransferase activity; GPI mannosyltransferase activity
Source: RefSeq, a predicted model, not a curated record
CAACAUUGUCAAGUUACCGUCUGCAGGAAUUUUUCCAUGUUGUCGAUUAAACAGAGUUGACAUUCCUGGACAUUUCAGUUAAAAGGUAUUGGUUGUGAUGUAGUUCUCAAAAAGAAAAUAUAUCUAAAAAAAGAAGUGUCUGAAAACCUUAUAUUUAUUUAGCUUUCCCAACUAAUAUUUAGGCUGAAAAUUUUCAUAAGUAUUUAAUAUGAAGAAUAAAAAGCAAGAAACACUUUUCCAGAGAAUUGAUAUUAUUCAACAGAUAUCUCCAUUUCAACAUUUUAUUCUUGCUUUAAUGUUUCGUUUAAUGUUGCUGUUUUAUGGAGAAUGGCAAGAUCAAUAUUUUGAAGUUAAAUUUACAGAUGUUGAUUAUCAUGUUUUCACCGAUGGUGCAUCAUUUGUUGUAAAUGGAAGUUCUCCAUUUAAAAGACACACUUAUCGUUAUACACCAUUUCUAGCCUAUUUAUUAACACCUAAUAUUUACUUACAUCAAUUAUGGGGGAAAAUAUUGUUUUCAGUUUUUGAUGUUAAUACUGGUUAUCUGAUCUACAAAAUUUCAAAAAAAAGAUUGAAUGACUUAUCAUCACUCUGCUGUGCUUUGCUGUGGCUUUAUAAUCCAUUGCCUGCAGUGGUAUCAACUCGUGGAAAUGCUGAAUCUAUUAUGUCUUGUCUCAUACUUUUAACAAUACAACUUUUACAUAAUAACAAAAUAUUCUAUGCUGGCUUAGUAUACGGAUUUUCUGUGCAUUUCAAACUCUACCCAAUUAUAUAUGCUCUCUCUAUAUAUUUAAGAUUGAGUGAAAAAUCAAAUAAAUCCAAUAUGAAAAAGAUUUUAUAUUUGGUACCAAACAAAAAGCAUUUUUCAUUUGCAAGUGCUGCUGCUAUUACAUUUAUAUUGCCUACUUUUCUCGCUUUUAAAAUGUACAAAAUGGAGUACAUUGAUGCUGCUUUUCUUUAUCAUUUGACUCGUAAAGAUAUAAGACAUAAUUUUUCUCCAUUUUUUUAUCUUUUAUAUUUGUUAGAUGACGAAAAUCAUAAAUGGCUAUCCUUUCUUACAUUCCUACCUCAAAUGGUUUUAUUAAUAGGUAUAUCGAUUAGUUUUAACAGUGAAAAGGAUUUAUCAUUUUGUAUUUUUAUACAGACAGUCGUAUUUGUUUCUUUAAAUAAAGUUUGCACAUCUCAGUAUUUUUUAUGGUAUUUCUGUUUGAUGCCAAUAGUCUUGCCCUUUUUAAAUAUGUCUGUAAAGAAAGGUUUACAUUUAUUUCUUUUAUGGCUAUGUGGUCAAAUGUUAUGGCUGUUUUUUGCAUUUCAAUUAGAAUUUAAAGGAAUCAAUUCUUUUAUUUUAUUAUGGUUAAGCAGUAUCAUUUUUUAUCUGAUUAAUUUCUGGAUAAUAAAAGAAAUGAUUAUUUCUUAUAAAUGGUGAUAAGUAUUCACCCUACAAUUAAUAAAUGGUAUUGUGAUAUAUAAAUGUUCACUAUCUUAUUACAUUGUUGUAAAAAUUUAUUACAUACAGUAUAUACAUAUAUAUGUAAUUUAUAUAUAAAUUUAAAAUAAUUUAUU